AUGAGUAACUUCUCUACGCCAGCAGGUCAAAGAAGUGCGAGCCGAUUACUCGUGGAAAGCGAAAUAUCGCCAUACAAGGCCUCUCCUUUCGUGAUUCCUCCAUCUCCGUUCAUGACACGUCUUGGCUGUGGAACGGGAGUUUCGGUUUACAGACUCAACCGAGACUCUAACGAAAGCAGUAUGCGAUCCCCUUGGGCCGUCAAAAAGGUCAACAAGAAAGCGAGAUCCGGAAUUAGUGAGCGACUGGCGCUAGAAGCGAGCAUUUUGAAACAACUGAGCCAUCCUAAUAUCGUGGGAUUUCGUGCCAUUUCUGGGAGCAUAGAUGGAGAGCUUUGUCUUGCGAUGGAAGACUGUGAGAAAGCGCUGGAAGAUAUCAUUGAGGAAAAAGCAUUUUUAGAAGAAGAUUUCACCUACGAAGAGAUCCUGAAAGUCUCCUGGGCUAUUGCCAACGCCCUGAGUUAUCUGCAUAACGACAAAAAGAUCUUGCAUGGUGAUAUUAAAAGUGGAAAUGUUUUGAUCCGUGGAAACUUCGAAGCAGUAAAACUUUGUGAUUUUGGAGUCGCACUAAGGCUUAAGGAUGAUUUGAGUGGUUUGAAAAACCCCUGUGAUAGAUAUAUUGGUACAGAGCCAUGGAAAUGUAAAGAAGCUCUCAAAGGAGGGAUCAUCACUGACAAAGCUGAUAUUUUUGCUUAUGGUCUUUUGAUCUGGGAGAUGCUUGCUUUAAAUGUUCCUCACGUGGACUUAUUGGCAGGUACUGAAUAAGUGAAUUUUAUGAACUUUUGUCAUGCUUUUUUUUAAUAAUUAAAAGACUCUCCAGAAAACUUAUGUUGGGGGUAAUAUAUAGAUUAGAUUGAGAGGCUUCUAAUUGAGAGGUAGGUAUGGGGGGGUGGGGUGGGGGCUGUCCCUGUCGUUGGGGGUUCUCUCAUGUGAAAAUUGGGGGUCUGGGGUCCUCAUUAAAAAAAAAAAAAUUUCGGGCCCUGAAAAGUGCAUCACAAGUGGCCAUCCAUAAUGGUAGCACUGACCUUUAUUUACUUUUCUCGUUAUUAUGCUAUAAUUUUUUAAAAUGUUGUUUAAAUGUCUUCCCUGUUAGAAACAAAUAUGAUUGAUAUAACAUCCCUCUCAAAAAGACUCACUGUUAGUAUUCAGCACUUCUGUGACAACUAGACAGUGAUUUUUGCCAGUUGCCGGAGCUUUUAGAGAACCCUGCUUUUUAUACUUUCAAAACAGUCCACAAGUGCACUGCUGAGGUAUAAAUUUUGUCUCUCUCACAGAAAGUGAUGAAGAAGGUGACACAGGGCUAAGCACAGAUGAUGAAGAUGAUGGUUCUUGUGACACAGAGGAGUACUUGGCAGCGUUGGGAACAAGGCCACCUCUUCCUGCUAAAUUCCAGGCUGCAGAUUGCAUCAUGAGUCCUGUUAUUCAGUUGUUUUGUUGUUGUACAUCAGAAAAUCCAGCAGAUCGACCUAGUGCCAAAGACAUUAUUCUGGCGCUGAAACCUGAGGUCACUACCAAUAAUGUUCAAAGUCAAGGAUGAUGAUAUGUGACCGUCAGUUGAAAAUAUUAUUAAUUUACUAUUGUAAACAAAGUAUGGCACCAUCUUAUCAUUAGAUCUUCAAUAUUGAUGGCAACACAGUAAAGAAGCCAUUACUG
This is a messenger RNA of Porites lobata, 1650 nucleotides long. NCBI's taxonomy places the organism in Eukaryota, Metazoa, Cnidaria, Anthozoa, Scleractinia, Poritidae. The record is from the annotation of a GenBank genome assembly.